Molecule: messenger RNA, 1650 nt
Organism: Rodentolepis nana
Lineage: Eukaryota; Metazoa; Platyhelminthes; Cestoda; Cyclophyllidea; Hymenolepididae
Source: the annotation of a GenBank genome assembly
AUGACGUGGAAUGAUGCCAUUAACUGCUACCUUUUGAAAUGUGUUAAGUUCUACGGCAAGAACUGGACUGAGAUUAGAAAGACUCUUAAAGUUCUUAUUGACCAAUUCCAAAGAGAAGCGCCGAAGAAGGACUUCAAUGAACAGGAACUUUCAAUUCAAUACAAGUAUUUGAUUGCAUCUGCUAUUCCAUCCGAAUCAACAGUCUCUCUCACUGAGGAGCAACUUUUGGAGAUUGCAUUCAAUGACUAUUGUCAACGGAGGUUGCGAAUAAUUGAGGAAAAAACUAACGAAUUAACAAGAAUAGAAGCUCAACAGGAACGAGACAAUAAGUUGCUUGAAGAAGGUCGGUAUUCUGAAAUAUCAGAGGAAAGUCGGCUUAUCUUCCGCAAAAGAUUGCGUGCUUUCGGUAAAAGAGACCUUAUUGCUGAAGUGUUGAAUCUUGAUCCCCUUCCUGCAAAUCCUGAAGAGGACCGAAACCUCAGAGCAGAGUAUCGUCGGGGAAAACUGAUCGAACGGGGUCUCCAUCGAGGAGUAUUUGACGAUCAGGGCAAUCUUUGGAUCCCCGUUGCCUCAGCAGAAGAAGCCCGCAAUUUCUUCAAACGCCCCCGAUCUGGUGAUCAAUCUCCUGAUCAACACGCUGCUACUGAAGAUGAUGAUGAAAAUGUUCAUUUGGAAGUUAAAGAUGGCAUAGACAUAACCUCUACCCCCCCUUCUCCUAGAAAAAUGUCGAAUAUGGAUGCGAAACCGCCUUUACGGCAGACCAUUGGAACCCCUCGCCGUGUAUCGAAUAUCACAGCAAUUAAAAAACCUCUUGCAGUCUCUGUUGAUGGUUCGUCGACGAAAGUCCACGCCGCUUUUCCCCCUUCAAUCGAUCUUGAUGACAUGCAGGCAACCCCUAACAGAGCCCAAAAACGUUCUGCCCCUGUUGCAUCAUCUGCUUUAAAAUUGGAGCACCCACCGCCUUCGGCUACUUCGUCUCGAUUGGCAAAUCGAUUAAAAAAUCGCAAUGGAUCUCAGCAAGCUCCACCUUCUGAUGCUCCUUUGGCUUCUAAUAAUUCCCCACAUGGUCGUUGGCGUUGGAGACGCGCUGUCCAAUCCCUUCUCACCCCUGCGAGCAACCACCGUCAUUCCCACAUUUUUAGUCAACCCGUGACGGACGAGAUCGCUCCACAUUACUCCAUUAUGAUUCACUCUCCCAUGGAUUUGUCCACCAUUAAACGCAAUCUCGAUGCUAGACUCGUAGUGGCUGCUGGAGAGGAAAGUAGUAGCACCACUCCCGCAAUUCAGCAGACCGUGUCGAGUAUCGUGAAACAACUCCUUCAUGAUCUUCUUCUCAUGUUCGCCAAUGCUCGAAUGUACAAUAAUCGUGACCAUUCUAUUCAUCACAUUGCUGGCACCAUGUGUGCUGAAGUACUGGCCGUUAUGCAUUGUUAUUGUGAAUCAUGGCCAGAAGAAAUUCCAGGUCUGCAGGCAAUUCUGAUGAAUCCCUCUCCUCCCAAACUACCAUCACCAAAUUCUACACCUCGUCGUCGAUUUACUGCUGCCUCCUCAAUAACUACCUCAACUCCGUCUGUCGAUCAAACUUCCCAAGCACAGGAAGCACCUUCUACUCUAACGCUCCAUACCAAUGCCAACGCACCUCCCAAUUGA